AGCAUUGAUGCGCUUUAACACUCUCCGAAAGCGCGGGAAAGUGACGUCAUUGACAACAUUGGCGCGGUUUUUGCGAAAGAAGACGCGUCUGCAGGAGCACAAAACAAAUAUGGAUGAUGUGCCCGCUGACAAUGCCGAGUCUAAGCUAUCAAAAGCUGCGGAGGAGGAGCUAAUGAUCAGAUGUGAGCAGCAGUUUGAACAGCUAGAAAAGCUUCAAAAUGAGAUUAUUCUAUGUGAGCCAGAUUUAAGCGAAAAUCCUCAAGAACAGUCAGUGAAUCGGCUGUUGGCAACCGAAGCCGAACUGGACCGGUGGCACACAGUGGAACCUCAAUUGCUGGCAGAAAACCCUGAAGUUUUACUUAAAGCUGGAAAGGAAGAGAUGCGCAAGUUGUGCUCAGAACUUGAGAUGGUUCUCUCUUGUGUUGAAGCAAAGAGAGAUAACUUGAGAGAAACUAAAAAGCUUGAAGAGAAGUGGUUGGAAGAGAAACGGCAGGUGCUAGAGUCUGCCACCAGUCAUGCUAAUCUCAUACAAGAGCAAAAUGAGAAAUUAUCAGAACACAGUGUGCUGCAGGACACCAAGGACAAGAUCCAGAAAAUGAAAGUCUACCAGGAAAAACUUAUGGAGUCUCUGGGAGAAAUUCUAGAAAAACACAUUCCGCCCCCCGUCAGUGCAAACAAGAAGAAUAUCCCAGACGAAACAAAUGAAGAUUUGAUUUCACUCAGUGACAUUCUCGAGCUGCUCAUGAACAAGGUCCUGAACACGUCACAUGACCCUUACGUGACAAUAGACUCCACUUUUUGGCCGCCAUAUGUAGAGAUGCUGCUCCGAUAUGGUAUUGCUGUGAGACAUCACGAAAACUACUUCAAGAUCCGCCUGGAAACGUUUUUCUGAAGCAGUUGAGCAUUUCAGUUUCCUUUUUCAUACCCGGUAUCUGGUCAUUUUUGGUGAAAACUAUCAGUGAAUCCAAAAUGUUCUUAAGUGGCAGCCUGAUUUCAAAAUGGAAUGAAUUCACAUUUGUUUUCUGAAUUAUGUACGAUCGAGCACAGCUCUUAAGGUGAGGGAGAAGUGAGGUUCAUACAUUAUGUAAUAGUACAGCCACAGUAACUAGCAUCCCUUUCAAUAACACUUUCUGGAUGCACUAUGUACUCAUAGGACAAACACUGACAUACGACUACAAUAUCUGCGUCAAAUGUAUAAAUAUAUAUAUAUAUAUUUUUUUUAUUGUGGUUUUCUACACUGCAUGACAUGCAGAUGGCUCAAUAUUUAGGUGCAAAAGAAAGUGAUGGGUAACCUCUAUAAUGUACAGUGGACUAUGUCAUGUUUGUUUAGUAUACUUUGUUUUCACUUUACCCCUCAUGCACAUUAUGUAAAUAUGUAAUACAUCUGAUCAUGGUUUCAUAAAGUUAAUUGUAUUUGUCUUC
Molecule: messenger RNA, 1422 nt
Organism: Nerophis ophidion (straightnose pipefish)
Lineage: Eukaryota; Metazoa; Chordata; Actinopteri; Syngnathiformes; Syngnathidae
Gene: cenpk
Product: centromere protein K
Exons: 10
Coding region: 8-892 (294 amino acids)
Biological process (GO): mitotic sister chromatid segregation; kinetochore assembly
Cellular component (GO): nucleus
Source: RefSeq, a predicted model, not a curated record